Molecule: messenger RNA, 1068 nt
Organism: Pelmatolapia mariae (spotted tilapia)
Lineage: Eukaryota; Metazoa; Chordata; Actinopteri; Cichliformes; Cichlidae
Product: odorant receptor 131-2-like
Exons: 3
Coding region: 1-1068 (355 amino acids)
Biological process (GO): G protein-coupled receptor signaling pathway; detection of chemical stimulus involved in sensory perception of smell
Cellular component (GO): membrane
Molecular function (GO): G protein-coupled receptor activity; olfactory receptor activity; odorant binding
Source: RefSeq, a predicted model, not a curated record
AUGAAUGCAUCAUCUGCCAAUGUGACUGUAGUCUUACAGUACCGAGACUCAUUUGCUAAAGCUGUGACCAAGAAUUUGAUUGUUGUGGUCCUUGGCAUCUCCAUCAGCUACAUCAAUGCCAACCUCAUUCACACCUUCUGCAAACACCAGAUUUUCUACAAGAAUCCCAGAUAUGUGCUCUUUAUUCACCUGGUGAUCAAUGACAUGGUCCAAGUGAUGCUGACUGCCAUCCUGUUCAUCAUCAGCUACACCAUCUACAAACUCAGUGUCUCCGUCUGCUGCAUCUUUAUGCUGCUCGCUCUCUUCACUACUGAAAAUUCCCCUCUGAACCUGGCUUGCAUGGCAGUGGAGUGCUACAUAGCCAUCUGUUUCCCUUUGCGCCAUGCUCAGAUUUGCACUGUCCAAAGAACUUUAAUCUUGAUCAGUUUAAUUUGGAUGACCACAACAUUGUCUGUCCUUCCUGAUCUCUUCAUCACCUUGGCCACAGAACCCCUAGAUUUUUUUCAUUCUCGUGUGUUUUGCCUCAGAAACACUGUCUUCCCACAUCCCCUCAUCAUCCAGAAGAGGGAUAUAACAUAUGCAGUGUUCCUAGUUAUAGUUUGGGUUACUAUCAUUUACACUUACUUAAAGAUCCUAUUCACUGCAAAAACAGCGAGCAAAGAUGCCAAGAAAGCCAAAAACACAAUCCUCCUGCACGGGUUUCAGCUGCUGCUGUGCAUGGCAACAUAUGCAGCUCCUCACUUAACAAAUGCUCUGCAGAAAUGGUUCCCUACGAAUUACACUGAUUCCCUCUUUGUGGUCUAUGUUACAGUGCAAAUACUGCCACGAUCCAUCAGCCCCAUUAUCUACGGCAUUCGUGACAAGACUUUUAGGAAGUUCUUGAAAGGGAAUCUGUUGUGUAAAAUCACCGUGGGAGCGGCUUGGGCCCGGCAGGAGCCAGCUCCUGUUCCAAUUCCCCAGAGAAUGUGCCGCGGCGUGAUCAGCGUGUCCUCGACUGGACCAGCUGGAGGUGGAGGUCGAGGAGGUGGGCAAGGGGCCUCACCAGCCGGAGGUGGAGGAGGUGCAUGA